Aspergillus viridinutans is the source of this 1446-nucleotide messenger RNA. RefSeq lists its product as uncharacterized. Lineage: Eukaryota; Fungi; Ascomycota; Eurotiomycetes; Eurotiales; Aspergillaceae. The record is from RefSeq and is a predicted model, not a curated record. Gene Ontology annotation, cellular component: membrane. Gene Ontology annotation, biological process: transmembrane transport. Gene Ontology annotation, molecular function: ATPase-coupled transmembrane transporter activity; ATP hydrolysis activity; ATP binding. The transcript is spliced from 4 exons. The coding region runs from base 1 to 1446 and encodes 481 amino acids.
AUGCAAGUCGUCAAGAUACUUGGACUUCAACACAAUUUCACUCGUCGCAUUCAAGACCUUCGGGAAGCUGACCUGCUGGCAGCGUCGAAACUUAGGUGUACUAUAACGCCUCUGGUAUCCAAUGCCCUUGGAAUAUUCUCUCCAGCUAUCACGCUGGCCGUCUAUGCUGUGAUAUCAGUUGCUCUUGGCGGCAACCUGGAGACAGAAACUGCCUUCACUACCAUGGCCAUCUUGAGCAUGGUUACACAUCCUGCAAAUAUGGCCAUGACUAUUGUGCCGCGCGCAGUGACAGCAUUUUCCGGGUUUGAAAAAAUUCAAGCGUUUUUGCUCCGGGAAUCUUUACAAACUGAUCGCGGAACAUUACCGAAAGGUUCUACCGCUAUUCAAAUACAACAAUUGAGGAUUAGCUAUAAACAGCUUGUCUUGGAGCAUAUCGACAUUGAAGUAGCUGCUGGAUCACUUGCCAUAAUAUCGGGCCCUACUGGCAGCGGCAAAUCGACUCUGCUGCGCGCCAUUCUUAGAGAAGUCCUCCCUGUCCGAGGGACAAUAAGUCUAUCAACACGACAGAUAGCAUAUUGUGCUCAGAAACCGUGGCUCCCUAAUGGUACUAUCAAAGACGCUAUUCGCGGUGCUACUGAAAUUUACAGCGCCAGUGACCCAGAUAAUGAAAAAUGGUAUCAUGAGGUAACAGAUAUGUGUUGUCUUACCCAUGACUUCGACUCCCUUCCCCAUGGAGAUCUAACACGAAUUGGCAGCGGGGGGCUCAAUCUAUCUGGAGGACAGAAGCAGCGUGUAGCACUCGCGCGUGCUUUGUUUGCAAAAUGCGACAUACUUCUGCUGGAUGACACCUUCAGUGGGCUAGAUGGCGAAAUUGAGCAAACCAUCUUUGAUAAGCUAUUCGGGAUGUUAGGCCUAACCCGACGGCUGGAGACCACUGUAGUCCUCGUUUCUAAUUCGUCCCAGUAUUUCCAAGCUGCGGAUAACAUCGUGGUUCUGGGAAACCACAGAAUCAUAGAUCAAGGGAGUUGGCAGGACAUUAGGGUGAAAGCUGCAUCCAUAGCAAAGUUCUCUUCCGGACAUCACACCAGUGACAAGGCCGUCCUGUCGGCGAACUCUGAUGAACUCAGCGCCAGAUUGCGAACAAAAGGAGAAACUGAAAUAGACCUGGCACGACAGACUGGAGAUCCGGCUCUAUAUGGUAAUUUCCCUAUCAUGUUUAUGGAUGCGACUAAUAUGAGCUUAGGCUACUACUUGAGUUCCAUUGAUUUCAUGAACAUUUUCUUCAUUAUCACCAGCACCGUAUCGUAUGCUUUCUUCAUCAGUAUUCCCCAGUACUGGCUUCGGUUGUGGACAGAGUUCGGUGGCAGAAACACCGCGUUCUACGUUUGCGGAUUUGUUUUGCUAUCAACCUUGUCGUGGAUCUCGACCAGCGCUCAGAUGUGGUAA